Setaria italica (foxtail millet) is the source of this 1587-nucleotide messenger RNA. RefSeq names its product protein NtpR. Gene Ontology annotation, molecular function: hydrolase activity, acting on carbon-nitrogen (but not peptide) bonds, in linear amides. The record is from RefSeq and is a predicted model, not a curated record. The transcript is spliced from 3 exons. Gene Ontology annotation, cellular component: cytosol. The coding region runs from base 121 to 1428 and encodes 435 amino acids. NCBI's taxonomy places the organism in Eukaryota, Viridiplantae, Streptophyta, Magnoliopsida, Poales, Poaceae.
CUCCCCGUCUCAUCAAAUCCAAGAAACCAAGAACUCUCCACAAAGGGUAGCAGCAGCCCGCAGCUAAUCGCUGGGCAAGCUAGCACGAUCUCGGUAGCUUUCGGACUGCAGGCGGCGGCCAUGUCUUCCUCCCCCGACCUCGCCCGCGUCCUCCCCCGCGUGCUCAUCGUCUCCCGCCGCACCGUCCGCAAGAACAAGUUCGUCGACUUCGUCGGUGAGUACCACCUGGACCUCAUCGUGGGGUACGGCGCGGUGCCGGUGAUCGUGCCGCGCGUGGCCGGCGUGCACACGCUGCUAGACUCGUUCGAGCCCAUCCACGGCGUGCUCCUCUGCGAGGGCGAGGACAUCGACCCCUCCCUCUACGAGUCCUCCGACGCCGGCGACGGCGACGGCAGCGCGCUCUCGCCGGAUCAGCUCGAGGCCGUGCGGCGCCUGCACCCGAGCGACGCCGCCAUCGACCACGAGAAGGACUCGAUCGAGCUCCACCUCGCGCGCCGCUGCCUCGAGCGCAACAUCCCCUACCUCGGCAUCUGCCGCGGCUCGCAGGUGCUCAACGUCGCCUGCGGCGGCUCGCUCUACCAGGACGUCGAGCACGAGCUGGGAGGCGAAGCCGUCCAGCACAUAAACUACGGCGACUACGAUGGGCACCGCCACCCGAUCCGCGUCCUCCCGGGCACGCCGCUGCACGAGUGGUUCGCGGACGACCUCGCCGACGGCGAAGACGGCGGCAAGCAGCUGAUGGUGAACAGCUAUCACCACCAGGGCGUGCGGCGGCUGGCGCAGCGGUUCGUGCCCAUGGCGUUCGCGCCGGACGGCCUGAUCGAGGGGUUCUACGACCCGAACGCGUACAACCCGGCGGAGGGCAAGUUCAUCAUGGGCCUUCAGUUCCAUCCGGAGCGCAUGCGUAAGCCCGGCUCCGACGAGUUCGACUACCCGGGCUGCGCCAGGCCCUACCAAGAGUUCGUCCGCGCCGUCGUCGCGUACCAGGAGAAGCAGCUCGCCGCCGCGCGCGUGCCCCGGAGCGCCGUCCCGACGUCGCCGAAGCUGAACAAGGAGAUGGAGAGGCGGCGCAGGGUCAUCUUCCGGAGCUUCUCCCUCGCCAAGGACAUGUACCUCUCCGGCGGCCGCACGAAGCCGGCGGAGCCGCGCGACCUCGACGCCGGCGCCGAGUUCCUCGAGUCGAACACGGCGUCGCUGAGCGUGCAGCAGGAGAAGCGGCUGAAGCAGAUGGGCGCGACGGUGCGGAACGCGUCGGGGUACCUCAACAGCCUGAAGGUGAACAACGGGCGGGAGGCGGCGGCGCGGGCGCUCAUGGCGGAGAUGACGGUGGACCAGCUCUCGGACCUCGCCUCCUUCUAUCAGACCAUGGGAAGGAUCUGCUCCGAGGUGCUCGACAGGAAGCUGCAGGCGUUGCAGCUGCGUGAGUGAAAACUCCAUCGGGAGCGUGUCCUCCGUGUCAGCUCGGGAGCUUGUUUAAUUUGCGUCCUGAUGUUAUUAGUAUUAGCAUGAAAAAAUCGAGCGUCAAAGGCAAGUGUUUUUUUGGUGGUUAAUGUUAACGCCAUGAUGUUCGAGAAGUGUUGCGGUUUC